Saprolegnia diclina VS20 is the source of this 1212-nucleotide messenger RNA. RefSeq lists its product as hypothetical. Lineage: Eukaryota; Oomycota; Saprolegniomycetes; Saprolegniales; Saprolegniaceae. The record is from RefSeq and is a predicted model, not a curated record. Gene Ontology annotation, biological process: CAAX-box protein processing. Bases 1 to 1212 code for a protein of 403 amino acids. Gene Ontology annotation, molecular function: metalloendopeptidase activity. The transcript has 5 exons. Gene Ontology annotation, cellular component: membrane.
AUGGCGGCCGCAAGCCUCGACGCCACGGCCAAGCCCAAGGCCCGCGGCAGCAACAUCUGGGAGGAGUAUUACCCGCUACUACAGCCCCAGGCCCACCUUCGAAGCUCGGGGCCGCUGAGCAACUUCUUUGCGCCCGAGGUUGUCUGCGCCUACCAAGACGGCGUCCACGCGUUCCUCGUCUCUCUCUUCUGCGUCUCGACGCUUUCGCUCACGGGUCUCGUGCUCUGCGGUCUCUUCUCGCUGCCCAUAGCUUGCAGUACAGUAUGCCACCUCAUCUGGCUCGUUUCUCCGGCUGUGGCCGCCAUGGCGCUCCGUCGCAUCGUGUUUGCCCACCUCGGCGAGGGCGGCGCGCCUAUGUGGGAAGUGCCGCAAUGGCGCGACCUCUUUGCAUGCUACCCGCGGUCGUCCAUGGUGCGGCUUCUCGUCUUGAGCUACUGCAUUCCGCUCUUUUGCCAAAUUGCAGCCUACACGCUCACGACCGCGACGCGGAUGGUCAACCCGUUCAACCGCGCGUUCGUCGAGCGCGCCGAGACGGUCUUUAGCUUUGGCAACCCCGACGCCAUGGAUGGCGGGCUCGUCUUUUACGUGUUUUACGUCGUCCUUGCCGGUGUCUUUUGGGACCCGAUCCCGCCACCGCGCUACGACGUUGGCAUCGCGUUUGGCGGCCGCGCAAUGGGGUGCAGUUGGCUCCUCCUCGCCGUCGCGCAAGAGAUCGGCUGGAGUGGCGCCUUGUACCCAGCGCUCGAGAUCAUUUGCGGCCACAGCGCGUUCCUUGCAUCCAUCGCGACCGGUGUCGUUUGGGCGCUCUGGCACUGGCCGCUCAUCAUUGCCGAGUACUUCAACUGGAUUCCGACCGGGUCGGGCUACGCUAUCGUCGAGGCGCCGUCGUAUGAGCUCGUGAGCGUGCUCGUUCUCUUCACGCUCGUCCUCAUCGGCGCUCGCAUGACCAUGUGCUGGAUCCAAGGCAAGACAAGCCACGCGAUUUGGUCGAGCGCCGUGUACCAUGCGUCGCACAAUUUGUACAUUGUGAGCGUCUUUGGACAGCUCAUGGCGCCGCUCUACGAGAAGCUCUCGGCGUUCCCAUACUUUUCGAGCCAAAGCAGCGUCUGCCUCCUCGUGACGACGUGGUUCUCGACGUGCAUUCUCUCGCAGCUCUUCCGGUCGCCGUACUUUAAGCUCUUUCGCCGCAAGCGCCAGAGCUACUACAACUAG